AAUAAAACUUUGCACUAUAUUUUUUUUCAUACAUAUUAUUUCUUCCUACUCAAUGGAAAUUCAAUUUGAAGAACCAAAGAGUUUGAGACCAAAAAGAGGUAACAAAUUCAAAGGGAAAAACAAAAAGAUUGAAACAAAAAACAAAUUUGUUGGGGUGAGACAAAGACCAUCAGGUAGAUAUGUUGCUGAGAUUAAGGACACAACACAAAACAUAAGAAUGUGGCUUGGAACAUUUGAAACAGCCGAGGAAGCUGCGAAAGCUUACGAUGAAGCUGCGACACUUCUUCGAGGUUCCAACACUCGCACCAACUUCGUCACAAAUGUUUCCUAUGAUUCGCCUCUCGCUUCGCGGAUUCAAAGUCUUCUUAACAACCGAGGAAAAGGUACCAAACAACAGGAAGAAGAUAUGGAUGUUAGAAGAAGCAUCGCCAAUCGUGCUAACACAGCUAGUGGUACUACUAAUAGGACUAGGGCCGGUAGCACCACUAACAAUACUAGCACGACUCGAGGUUAUGUUAAAAGUACUAGUAGUACUACUAGAACUGGAAGUGUCGCUAGCACUAAUAAUGAUAUUAGCGGUAUUACUAAUAGUACUAGUGCUAGCAGCGUGACUAGCACUAAUACUAUUAUUAGUACUAAUUCGAGCGAUAACAACAUUCACAAAAACAUUGAAAACACGAUUUCUAGUGUGACAACAAAACAAAACAAAAAAUUAUUGGAGGAUGCAUAUAGGCCAGAUUUGAGCAUUUUAAAUGAGUAUGAAUCUAGUUUCAAUAAGUCCAAUGUUUCAUGGGAUUUUGGACCUAUUUUUGAUAAUUUUCCUUUUGGUCAAGGGUUGGAUAUGAAAAACCAUGAUGGAAUAUUGUGUGAUAUGGUUGACUUAGGGGUUUCAGAAUUUGAAAGGAUGAAAGUUGAAAGGCAAAUAUCAGCUUCACUUUAUGCAAUAAAUGGUGUGCAAGAGUACAUGGAAACUGUUCAAGAUUCCAAUGAAGCUCUAUGGAAUCUUUCACCCUUGUGUUCAUUUUUAUGUUCAAACAAACAACAUGUAUGAAGUUUUCUUUUUGGUAUACAUUAGGUAUAUUCUCCGGCGAAGACUAACAUUUCGAGUCAAAUAGGAUUAUAUACACGACAAAAAUAAACUUGUUUCUAUAGUUUUAACGCUACUGUAUUCUAAGUGUGAAGUCUGAAUAUGAAUAUGAUUUUUU
Trifolium pratense (red clover) is the source of this 1205-nucleotide messenger RNA. Its product is annotated as ethylene-responsive transcription factor ERN2-like. Lineage: Eukaryota; Viridiplantae; Streptophyta; Magnoliopsida; Fabales; Fabaceae. Gene Ontology annotation, molecular function: DNA binding; DNA-binding transcription factor activity. The record is from RefSeq and is a predicted model, not a curated record. The coding region runs from base 53 to 1051 and encodes 332 amino acids. The transcript has a single exon. Gene Ontology annotation, biological process: regulation of DNA-templated transcription.